Fomitopsis serialis is the source of this 1770-nucleotide messenger RNA. RefSeq lists its product as uncharacterized. Lineage: Eukaryota; Fungi; Basidiomycota; Agaricomycetes; Polyporales; Fomitopsidaceae. The transcript has 12 exons. The coding region runs from base 1 to 1770 and encodes 589 amino acids. Gene Ontology annotation, molecular function: ATP-dependent protein folding chaperone; ATP binding. The record is from RefSeq and is a predicted model, not a curated record.
AUGCCCCGUGGAGAACCAUACCUCGGGACGACUCGCAAGCUGGUGUUGGCCAUAGACGUUGGGACGACAUACAGCGGUGUUUCAUUCUGUAUCCUAGACCCUGGAGAGGUGCCAAAAGUUCUGAGUGUUACCAGAUUUCCCGGUCAGGAAGGCGAGAACAGGUCCAGAGACACGAAGAUACCUUCCGUGCUUUAUUACGACGAGAACGGCGAAGUGAAAGCCAUUGGAGCUGAAGCCACAUCGGACGCUACCGACAGUGAGGCUGAAGGGGAACAAUGGACCCGCGUGGAAUGGUUCAAACUACGUCUUCGCCCGAGCGGCAAGCAGGCGAGGGGCGAGCGAUUGCCGAAGAUUUGGAUCGACAAGUCUGUCGUCGAGAUCUUCGCCGAUUACUUGCGAUACCUCUACAGAUGCGCGACGGACUUCAUCUCCGAGUCACACCCCCUCGGAAGGGAGGUUCUGGAGUCUGGGACUAGCAUCGAGUUUGUUCUGAGUCACCCAAACGGAUGGGAAGGCAGCCAGCAGACCAAGAUGAGACGCGCAGCAAUCAUGGCCGGCUUGAUACCAGACACCGAAGCCGGACGCGCUAGGGUCCAUUUUGUUACUGAGGGAGAAGCCAGCCUUCACUUCUGCAUCGUCAAUGGACUAGCAGGAGAUGUCAUCAAGGGAGGUAACCAUAUAAUGAUUGUUGAUGCGGGCGGAGGUACCAUUGAUGUCAGCACCUACAAAAUCAUGGCAACAUCCCCCAUGAGUGUGGUUGAAAGUUCCGCUACAGACUGUGUCCUACAAGGGUCUACCUUUGUGAAUGUACGAGCGCGCGCACUGUUUGAAGCAAAGCUGGAAGGAUCCCGUUUUGCCAGCGAGGAACAUUUUAAAUCGAUGGUAGAUUGCUUUGAGACCAAAGCGAAACCAACCUUCAGAGAUCCUUCGAAGUCGGCAUACAUCAAGUUCGGGGCUUCUUGUGACUUUGAAGAUAAAUAUCACAUCAAGCGAGGCGCCAUAUCGCUAAAGGGUGAUGAGAUAGCUGAGCUAUUCAGGCCGUCUAUCGAGGCCAUACAACAAGCUAUCGAAGACCAACGUGAUCGCACCAAAGAUGGUAUAACAAUGAUCAUGCUUGUGGGAGGGUUUGCAAGCAGUCCGUUCCUCCGUUCUAGGCUCCAGGAAUACGCACGAACCGAGGGCUUGGCGCUGUUUUGCCCGGAGACACAGACGUCCAAGGCAGUCGCGGAAGGCGCGCUCUGGUUCCACCUCGAUAACUUUGUUUCAGCUCGGAUUGCGAAGCAUGCCUACGGAACCAAAGCCAGCGUAGCAUUCGACGCAUCACUACCUGACCAUACAAAGCGCAAAGCGAAUACGUUCUUAUCCGCCGACGGGAGACCUGCACUUGCGGGCGUAUUCUCAGAGAUCAUUCCUCUGGAAGAAGAGAGGGAAUUUUGUGUUCCCUUACUUCGAAAAUCACAUUUCCGGUUGAAAGGAAUUCAAUCAACAAUUCUAGCAUACAAAGGGUUAAAGGAGAUCCAUGAGUGGAUUGACGAGGAACCAGCUAUGUUCUCUACGCUCUGUACUGUACACGCGAAAGUCAGUCCAGAGUCGUUCGAACAGGCCGUUGGCAAACUCGGCGAAUACUUCAUGAAAGAUUAUCAUGUCGUCAUGCUCUUCGGUCUCACAGAGCUCAAAGCUCAGCUCAGCUGGAACGAGAAUGACUACUGCAGAAGUCCGGUGACACUGGUGUUCAACGAGGACGAGGUUGGCGCUGUUGAUGACGACUAG